This is a messenger RNA of Cimex lectularius (bed bug), 1032 nucleotides long. RefSeq names its product cuticle protein 18.7-like. The transcript has 2 exons. The record is from RefSeq and is a predicted model, not a curated record. Lineage: Eukaryota; Metazoa; Arthropoda; Insecta; Hemiptera; Cimicidae. The coding region runs from base 78 to 965 and encodes 295 amino acids.
UGUUCUCAUAUAUAAAGUCCGCGCCUCGUCCAAAUCAUCGCAGUCCUUUCGUAGGAGGUGAAACUCGCAGUCUCAAAAUGAAAUCAGCUUUGGCAAUCCUCUGCUUAGCAGUCAGUGCUUUGGCCCAACACCCCGCUGAAGAUGACGGGUCUUGGAAGCCUCAUUUGGACGGAUCUGCUUUAGGAAACGGCGAUCUCGUUUGGCUGGGACCUGACAAUGACGAUGGUCAAUGGAAACCCCAUUUGGACAACUCCGCUGCCGGACUCGUCCAUCACUUGUACAAGAGGUCUGUCCUAGUCAACGCCAACGCUCUCCCCGUGCCCGCUGACACCCUCGAAGUCGCCCUGGCUAAGCAAGCCCAGCUCGUCCAACAGCACAGUGAAGGAACCAGGAACCUCCUCGGAGGCGGUGUCCCACUCCACCUCCCCGCUGACACCCCUGAGGUCGCCCUUGCCAAGCAAGCCCAACUUGUCCAACAGCACAGUGAAGGAACCAGGAACCUCCUCGGAGGCGGUGUCCCACUCCACCUCCCCGCUGAUACCCCUGAGGUCGCCCUUGCCAAGCAAGCCCAGCUCGUCCAACAGCACAGUGAAGGAACCAGGAACCUCCUCGGAGGCGGUGUCCCACUCCACCUCCCCGCUGACACCCCUGUAGUCGCCCUUGCCAAGCAAGCCCAACUCGUCCAACAGCACACCGAAGGAACCAGGAACGUCCUCGGAGGCGGUGUCCCACUCCACCUCCCCGCUGACACUCCCGAAGUCGCUCUCGGAAAACAGGCUCACGCCGUCGCUCACGAACAUCAGAAAGCUCUUAACCACGGUCUUCCCGUUGCUCACGCUGUAGCUGCUCCCGUCGUCGCCGCUCGUGUCGCCACCCCCGUCGUCGCUUCCCACGUCGGUGUUCCUUUUGGCCUUUCCUCCGUCCACACUGUUGGACUCCACCACGGACUCACAGCCGUUUUGUAAAAAGGGAAAUUAAUUAUCUGUGUUCAGUGACUGAUAUAAAAUAAACAAUUUUUUUAUAAUGCUUUGA